AUGCCAGGCCAAUCUUAUAUCACAGUGGACGGCUCCCUAGCUGACUCCAUCACAGAAUACGCAUCCAUCUUGGACUUGUACAAUGAAAACACAAACUAUGUUGAGAAAUUGGCUGCAUAUGCCAUAACACCAGAAGGUGAUGAUCAAGAUGAUGAUGAAGAUGUGGAAAUAGAAUUCAAAGAUCAAGUCUUUCAAGAAAUCGCAGACUCAUAUUCCCACCUAGCUGCUAUACCUGAUAGGGAUUUCGAGAGUGUUGGUAAUUUGGUUGUCUUCAUUUUCACUUUUUCAAAUGAAUUUGAAUUAUAUUUGAAACAAUUUUUAACCAAUUUGAUUCAAGUUUUAGGAUUACAAGAUGUUGAUGUUAAAGUUAAUAAGAACAAGAAGAAGACUUUGAAAAUCACAGCUAUAAUUUCAGUUUUAUCAAAUGUUUUCAAUUUGAUUGAAUUGGAAAAUUUCGAAUUUAGAAAUUUCAAUUUGAAAUUAAUUUUAAAUUUAGUGGAAAUCUUGGAUAAUGGUUCAAUCUUAUUACCAAUCGUGUCCAAUGUUGAAGGUUGGUUACUUUCAGAUAUCGAUUCUAAACCAUUAGAAGUUCAAGAGGAAACUAGAUUAUUAAUAUUACAAUUGGCUAAGUUAAUUUCAUCAUCAAAUGAAUUGGAAUCUUUAAAAUUAUUUGAAUUAGCAAUCACCAAAAUCCCAAAUGUUUCAUCAAAUUUAAUUAAUCAAUAUUUGAUUGAAAAUUUAAACUCUUUAAAAGCUUUAGAUUUAUCCAAAAUCUUGGAAUUAGAAGUUGUGAUAAAAAAUCAUCAAGAAUCUCAAGAAUAUUUAAAAUUGUUGCAAAAUUACUUAUCAUUAACAACAUUAGAAUUUGAAUCAUCAUUAUCACAAUUCACAUCAUUAACUUCAAUAAAUUUUAAAACUUUAUUGAAAAAAAAUCAAUUUUUAACAUUAUCCAAAAUUGCAUUAACAACUAACUCAAUCACCUACACCACAAUCGCUUCAAGUUUAAACUUGUCUUCAAACGAUGUGGAAUUAUUCAUCUUUGAUGCCAUUAAAUCUGGUGUUGUCGAAGGAAAAUUAUCUCAAAUUAAUCAAACUUUCCAAGUUUAUAAAGUUAAUUUGAUUGUUAAGUCUAUUGAAUUGAAAGAUUGGUUGGAGAUUAAAGGGAAAUUGUUGGAAUGGAGAUCUAAAUUGAAAGAUGUUAGGGCAUUAGUUGAUCAAGCCUCAAAGAAGAAGGCUGUUAAGGCAUAGAGAUUGUAUAGUUAAGGAUAUGUGAAUUAAGAUAAAAGAUAAAGUAGAUCAUAAUAACAUAAUCAAUAACAUAAUCAAUAACAU
Molecule: messenger RNA, 1332 nt
Organism: Hansenula anomala
Lineage: Eukaryota; Fungi; Ascomycota; Saccharomycetes; Phaffomycetales; Wickerhamomycetaceae
Exons: 1
Coding region: 1-1248 (415 amino acids)
Biological process (GO): cytoplasmic translational initiation
Cellular component (GO): eukaryotic translation initiation factor 3 complex
Source: RefSeq, a predicted model, not a curated record